ACUGGAAUUAUGAAGAAAUGACUUCAACAUGGGGCCAGCAGAGAUUAUUUACGGUUUAUUCUUCCUCUUACACAUUGCUCUUUCACGUUGUGAUGUUCAUUCUUUGAGUUGCAAUUUCCUGGGCUCUGAAGGCCUCGGCCUUCCCAGUUACACAGAGAGUGUUACUGUGAAUGAUGUGACCCUCUUUUACUAUGACAGCGCCAUGAAGUCAUCACCACCAUAUCCUGAAUGGGCUAACACCCCAGAUGCUCAGCAACACUGGAAAGAAAUCAUUUUAUUAUCACUCCACAACAGGGCACAAAUGGGUUCAGCACUCCAAACAGCCAUGUCAGAGUUCAACCUCACAGGCACAUUUUCAAAAAUGAAUGUAUACCAAGGCUACAGUCGCUGUGACCUCUAUCCAGAUGGCACAACCAAGGCAUCAUUAGCGCAUGCAUUCAAUGGAAAGGACUUUAUAACUUUAGAUAUUGACAAUAAGAGAUACAUUGCUUCCGUUCCUGAAGCCCUCAAAUAUAAACGUGUCAGAGAAGGGAAUAUAAUCAUGCUUGAAAGUGUGUUGUCAUUCUACAAAAAGACCUGCUUUGACCGCCUUAGGAUGUUCUUAGAACAUGCUCCUCAACUCAGCAUUAAGAACGCUCCACAGAUAAGGUUACUUAAGAGGCAGAGAGCAGGAUCCACCAUUCUCACCUGUCAUGUGACUGGGUUUUACCCCAGAGCGGUGCAGGUGAAGUGGAUUGGAAUGAAAAAUGGAAAAGAUUUACAGCUCAUAGAUGAUGAAAUAAAUGAUGUUCUGCCUAAUGGUGAUGGUACAUAUCAGACUAGAAGAAGUGUGAUCAGACCUGAGGAGGACACAGAAGAUCAGCUCUAUACCUGUGUAGUGCAUCACAGCAGCCUCGGAGAGGGAAAUAUUACAAUCACCUGGGAAGAGACCUCCUUCGGGCAUCCUGUCUACAUUACCCUAAGCUGCAUUUUCGUUCUCGCUGUAGUCGGACUUGUAAUAUGGUGCUUAGUAAAAGCCACUGGGAAACAACAUAAAUACUCAAGAGAACCCCUUCAAUAGACCUGUCCUCACAAUCUAGCCGUUUCUUCUGAGACGUGUGCACACGUCUCCUCUUCACUAGAGUGUUUUAAGUGAAGAAUGAGAAUUAUUGUGUUUCUGGUUACGUUUGGCCUACUUUUCAUACAAAGCCUCAGGUUCAGUCUGAUCAACAAUUUAUUUUUAAAACGAUCUUGCCAUAGCAAAUUAUUUACAGAAGCCAGACUACAAAGGCAUGAAGAUACAACUUCAACAGAAGCACAUUGUCAUGUUACUGCAUUUGGCUUUGCAGUAAGUGAAGUUUACUUUUCAAAUAGUGUUUAACUGUAGUUAGAAACGGUCAUAUUAUAUCUCAGAGUACUGAUUGAAAUAAUUAUUUAAAAGAUUUCAAAACAUUUCUGGGUAUUUUAUUUUUACUCUGACAGGAAAACCCAUCUACUAUCUUUCUUACCCAUGAGUCCUAUCAGUUUCACUGUAGCUAUUGAAUAAUAUGUUGUAAGAUACUAAAGUAUAAUUCAGGAGCUGUUAAAGGAAGGUGGUUUACAACUGACUAUUUUACCCAUACUGCUUUUCUGUGCUUGGCUUGCCAUGUUUUAUUUAUUUAUUUAAAUGUAUUUAUUUUUUUAUUUUUUUUAAUUACUCUUUGUAUAUAUACACUUCACUCCUUGACUUCCUUUUCUAGCUAAAUAUUAGUGAUUGUUAUUGUUUUUACUUCAGCCAUUAGGGGGCAGUAAAGCUUUUAUUAAUAUAGUUUAUCAUAUUCCCUCACUAUAUGCAGUUUUAUAUGAUGUUUUGAUGCUGUUUAUUUGUUUUUAUAGCGUGUUUAAUGCUAGAUCAAAUGCCUGAAAUGUUCUAUUGCCUGUUUGCUCCUUCAGUAAUAUUUAUACUGUAUGCAGUACAGAUGGAUUAUGAUCAAAUCUCGUAUACCUCACUGGGUGAACUGCAUGCUGUCUGUGCUUGGUGAUUGGUGGUGGGUGUCGGGUUGACAGAUUUCACAUCACACCCUUGUGAUAUGACUCAGAGUAAAUCAUGAGAUAACAAUACAGCCUACAGUAAGAGAGAGAGGGAUGUGUUGGUUUAACGUUCACUCUGAUCAACACCAGUAUUGUCACCCUGCACACACUCAUGAUAGAUUUCUGUGUUGUUAGAACGCCACCUGUUGUGGCAGGGGCAGGGGCACGAUUAGGUCCAUGACUAGACUACUAAUUAGAAUAUCAUGAGAUCUAAACCCAUCACCACCCCUCCUGGACUGGUGAGCCCCUGAGCAAGGCCCUUAACCCUCAAAUGCUCAGACGUAUAAUGGGUUCAAUGUAAAUUACCCUGCAUAAGGACAUUUUACAACAUUUUGAAAAUUUUGUAAGAUGAAGAUUAAAGAACUAUCUCAUUUUUUCACUUCCUCAGAGCUCCGAUUCCUUGCACACUGUAUCAUUUUAUUAUUCAUUGCUUGUUGCUUUCUUUUAUGUUCUUUUAUCCAAACUCUUUUCAUUUGGGAAAUGGUUGCACUAUUGUCUGUUUUAUCUGCUGUUGAUAUCUUUUCCCUUUGUCUGCAAUUUUUUUUAAAUAAAUGAAUUCAUUAAAUGGAUUCUAAUUACUGUAAUUUCAUGUUUUUUAUUGUUUUAUUUUCUCUCUCCUGAUUUGUGAUGUACUAUUAGAUGUUAAAGGACAUAUAUCUAGAACACAUCGAGAAUGCGUAAUGUAGUGUGAUUUACCUUAAAUAAAUGUUGUUUGAUUAU
Messenger RNA from Clarias gariepinus (North African catfish), 2769 nucleotides. RefSeq names its product major histocompatibility complex class I-related gene protein-like. The transcript is spliced from 6 exons. Bases 29 to 1060 code for a protein of 343 amino acids. NCBI's taxonomy places the organism in Eukaryota, Metazoa, Chordata, Actinopteri, Siluriformes, Clariidae. The record is from RefSeq and is a predicted model, not a curated record.